CGUUUAGUCAUUUCGAAGAACAGUAGAAGCUCAGUCUAAAGUUACGUUUCGCCCUGAAAUGGCGCCUUCACGAUUCGUCCUAACAAUUUUGCUCGCCAUUCUCCACGAAAGUGUUUCGCAAAUUUAUGACUGCGAAAGCUCAACGUCGAGUGAUGUUUGCAUCCUGCGUGACGUAACCAUUGCUCAGCCGGGCGAUAUCGACCAAAUCGAGCUACCGGAGGCGCAGCAGUACGUGCACUUUGUCAACGGCAACAUCCCGUCGUUUGCAGAAUCCAUCUACGGUCAGCUGGAGACCACCACCAAUCUAACCAUCACCGGCUGCGCGGUGAAGAAGCUGUUCGUCGGUGCUCAGUUGGUGCAUUUGAACGCCAGUGGGAAUGAUAUUCAAGCGAUUGAGAUUGCUUCUGGCAGUGAUUAUAGUUCGUUGAAGGUGCUCGACCUGUCCACCAACAACCUUUCCAGGAUUCCCAACGUGAAGGACUUUGUCGGGCUUGAACGGCUGGAUUUGUCCGGGAACAAAAUCACCUUCGGCAAGUUGGAUCUUUUCGCACGGCUUACCAAGCUGAAGUGGCUUAGCUUGGCGAGGAACGAGAUCAAUUCCCUGGUAGGUGGCUUACAGUUGAGAUACCUGGAAGAACUGCACCUCAACGGAAACAAACUGCUCGAGGUAGACUUUCUCACCUGGCAGCUUCGAGCGUUGGUGAAGCUAGACCUCCGAGAGAACCUGCUGAUGUACCUGAACGCCGAAGAUCUGGAAAGCCCCUUCCCGAAACUGGCUCGAAUCGACCUUUCCGGCAACCAGUGGAACUGCCAGGGAAUUACCAAGCUCGUCGAACGUCUCCAAAAGCGGUCGAUCUCGUUCCAACCCGCCCCGACCACCAGCAAGUGCCCAACCACGUCGAUCCAGGGCGUCUGCUGCGAGGACAGUUACGUCAACUCGGUCACGCUGCAGUCCCAGUGGGACAUCCGGAAGCUGCAGCGCCAGAUGCAAACCAUGAACGAUACGUUGGUGGCGAAGUUGGCCGCCGUCCGGCUGGAGCAGGGCGUCCAGAUUGAGCAGCUCGAGCGGCAGCUGACGGUGCAGGAGGGCCAGAUGGACCAGAUGAAGCGACAUCUGCUGCGGAUGGCACGGUUGAUCGAGGAUUUGAUCGAGGAGUUGUACCUGCGGCAGAUGGAGGGAGUGGCGGAGGCGAAGGAUGAAAAGCGACGCGGGGCGAAGAGGCAGCUGAAGAUUGUGUUUUGAAAUUAGGGUUAUUUUUCUCGAGAUGAGGAAGCGGAAGUUGUCCAAAAAUAUAACUUCUUAACGAAAACGGGAAUUUGCGGUUUGCUUAUGCUGAUUAAUUUAAAACAAUAAAACAAUGAUGAAUUCAAAUAAA
Culex quinquefasciatus (southern house mosquito) is the source of this 1376-nucleotide messenger RNA. RefSeq names its product leucine-rich repeat-containing G-protein coupled receptor 5. Lineage: Eukaryota; Metazoa; Arthropoda; Insecta; Diptera; Culicidae. The coding region runs from base 59 to 1243 and encodes 394 amino acids. The transcript is spliced from 2 exons. Gene Ontology annotation, molecular function: protein binding. The record is from RefSeq and is a predicted model, not a curated record.